Molecule: messenger RNA, 3223 nt
Organism: Nymphaea colorata (pocket water lily)
Lineage: Eukaryota; Viridiplantae; Streptophyta; Magnoliopsida; Nymphaeales; Nymphaeaceae
Exons: 14
Coding region: 353-2965 (870 amino acids)
Biological process (GO): rRNA processing
Cellular component (GO): nucleus
Source: RefSeq, a predicted model, not a curated record
UUUUGACUGUUUUCUUCAUUGUUUUCAUUGUUUUUUGUUAAGAUGAAGAAAGCGGGGGCGGGCCCGUGAGCUCAGGCCGACUAAUGACCUCUUACAGUCGUUCGCCCGUGCCCCUGCCGUGCUCCCCCUUCCGGCGAUUUGCACUGUUUCCCGGAGACCGGCGGGCUGUCUUCCACAAGCGGCGGCAGUCUUCAAGCCUUUUCUGGCGACGAGAGGCGUUGGGUCUUUGUCAGUAACCACCAUCCAACGACGAGAGGCAGUACUGGCUUGCUGCGCUGAGACUCUAGUCCACCAUCGCUAUCUUUUAGAGUGACAAGAGGCGCUGUAUUUUGCACCCAAACCCAUUCCAGCUAUGCAAUAUCCCAAGUUGAAACCACAGCUAUUGCGGUCAUUAAUUGCUGACCAUCUCCCUGAAGCAAAUACAUCGUCCUUUGACCCUUUGAAGCUACCAUUGCUCAUAACUACAAUUAAAUCACAUCGCCUGCUUUCUGAACAUUAUGCUGGUUCACUGGAUGAGAAGCUUCAGAAUGAUUGGCGAGCUGCUGUCAGUUUAUGGAUCGAGCGCUUACUCUUGCUCUCUUCAAGCGAACUGCCAGAUAAGUGUUGGGUUAGUGUUAGCUUGCUGGGAGUAACUUGCCAAGAAUGUAGCAGGGCGCUGUUUUUGAUGUCUUAUUCUUCUUGGUUUGACAAGCUUCUGGAACUACUCAAGAUGCCUUCAGAUUCUCAUUUUAUUAAAAUAUCCUGUUGUGCAGCGUUAUCUGAUCUCUUUAUGAGGCUAUACUGCUUUCCAACCUAUAGAAAAGAGGGAGUUUCUCUUUCAAACAAACUUAUUCCUUCUGCUCUGGAACUGUUAACAGAAGAUGCUGCAGAUGACAUGUUGGAAUCAGCUGUUGGUCUUCUUUGUAACCUGAUGAAUUUGUUCCCGUCAUCCUUCCAUCGUCAUUAUGAUAAUGCUGAGACUGUUCUUGCAACUAUGCUGUCUAGAAGUUCAGCUGUAUCUAAGAUGUUUGCCCAGUUACUGGCUUUCCUUCCAAGGGCUAAAGGUGAUGCAGUUAGCUGGUCCCAGAUGAUAACAAAAGCUUUGAUAUCAAUCAAUAUACACCUGAACUAUGUUUUUGAAGGCUUUGAAGAUGAAAAUAAAGGCAUGAAUAUUAUCAAUCUAUUGGUUGAACGAGGAAAGGAACCCCCACCUCCAUUGGGUGGUUCUUUGGAAGAUGGUGGUCGACAAGCAAAACAGAAGUUUGAGAAAUUGCAUAUUCCUUGUGCUUGCAGAUUGAUACAAUGUUGCAUCACAAUGCUUACCAGCCCUUACCAUGUCCAGGUUUCUGUCCCUGUGCAAUCUCUACUAGCACUUGUGGAAAGAAUGCUCUCACUGGAUGGUAAUGAUUGUUAUGCUUCAACACCUGUUAUGGCCAUUACUCAACUAGAGUUUCUUUUCUCUGAUCUUCCUAUGCUACACCUAAGUGGCUUGGAUUUGUUGGAUGCCAUCAUCACGGGUGUUCGCAGUCAGUUGCUACCUGCUACUGGGAAGAUUGUGCGACUUCUGCAGAGCUAUUUCCAAAGAUUUUCAUUACCUUCCAUCAGAGCAAAGCUUUAUAAAAUUUCAAAAGCUUUACUUAUGUCCAUGAAUGCGGGAAUGGCUCUAUAUUUUGCCAGUGAUAUAAUUGAUAACGCAUCUAGGGAUCUAAAUCAUGGCAUUCAAGGGCGUGGGUUUAUCUCUUUCCCAAUGCUUUCUUCAAAACAUGUAACUGAAGCUUCAAAUGUGACUAAGAAACGAAAGAGGAAGCUUGCUUCUGGAGGCCCAGAGGAUAACUCCAAUCCACUGCAAGCUGAAGUUUUCAGUGACCAGCCAAAUGUUCCUUUCUCAGUGCUGAUAUCUGCUCUUCAGGCAAUAGAAGCUCUUCUUAUGGUGGGUGGCUCUUUACGUUCCCAGAGCUGGAGGCCAGAUGUUGAUCUUCUCUUGAUGCGUGUGGCUUCCAGAGCUUGUGAGGAAGGCUGGUCAUAUGUGGAUUCUGACAUUAUUAUGGAAGAUAGAAGUUUUAGCUGGGCAGAUUUUCAGCUUGCUGCACUUAAAGCACUGUUGGCAUCUUUGCUUUCUCCAUGCACUCAUAGGCCACCAUAUUUGUCAUACGGCCUUGCACUUUUCCGUAAAGGUAAGCAGGAAGCAGGGACCCAGAUUGCAGAUUUCUGUGCACACGCUCUUCUGGCUUUGGACUCUCUUAUUCAUCCACGUUCUCUUCAGUUAAUUUCACCUCCUCUUGGUGGCAAUGGUGACUUUAGUCAGAGGUUUGAUUUGCUAGUUAAUGAAAAUAGGAAAUCUCAUGUUCCCUUUUCCCAAGAACAAAAAUCAAAAUUUCCCGGAAUGAACUGUCCAAGCAUGCAAAAACCUGAUAAGCGGAAUCUCCCAAUUGACGCGGCUGAUAUUUAUCCAGAUGACAAGUUAUGUAUGGGUUGGUUGGCAGAUAUGGAAGAAAAUGACACUGACACCCUUUAUAACAGCGAAGAAGUCCAAGUUGAUUGUCAGACUGAAUCUACAACGUUUAAACUCAACACAGUAGAAAAAACACAAUGCUGUUUGGUUGUGGAUGCAGAGGGCAUUUUGAAGGAAAACACCAGAAACACUAGCUUAAUUGUAGUGCCACAAACACAAGUGGCUAUAAAUGCCACAGCUGCGGAUAAGAGUGCAGUUGAGGAGCUAGAGGGCCAUGGUCUGCAACCACCAGUUCAUAUGAAAGAAGGCAAUUCAGGUGAAACUGAAGGUGCUGAGUCGAAGGGCAUGGAGCCGCUAAAGCCAGUAUCUUCACCAUCAAAAGAAGCUGUGGUGUCAGCUGGAGUUUCGGAUAUUGUUUCUGAAGACCUAUUUUUUAACAGAUUUUCUUCAUAUAACAGCGAAGAAUUUGCGAAGCAGUCAUCAGACUCAGAGAGCCUUCCGGAUAUUGUAGAUGGUGAUCCGGAUUCAGACUAAAAGCACAUGUGCAGUUAUGCAGUUCAGCCGUCUGUAUCAUGUGUAUGUUUUCAGUUUUGAAUUCUUUCAGGUAGGGGUACGUUCACUUGAGAAAAGCAAAAGAGAGCCGAGGAAGACACAACUACUUGUAGUCAAUCGAAAUAUAAAAUAUUCAUUUUAUGAAUAGAAGUCUUAAUUCUUAAUUUUUAUUGUAUAUGAAAGUUAUUGACUCUUUUCGUAGAUGUUAGCAUACCUUUUAUACAGUUAAUUUGGGAGCUA